Molecule: messenger RNA, 5823 nt
Organism: Dreissena polymorpha
Lineage: Eukaryota; Metazoa; Mollusca; Bivalvia; Myida; Dreissenidae
Exons: 5
Coding region: 274-2718 (814 amino acids)
Source: RefSeq, a predicted model, not a curated record
GUUUAUGCGCUGCAAUUAUUUGGAACAACUCUUGAAAAAGAACAUGGUACGAUUAUUGAUAAAAUACUUUAAAGUCGCUCAUAAAUAAAUUCAACAGUCAGGGACGCGUUAUGAGAGGCCGGAUAAGACGUCCGAGGGCAGAUGAUGAAUUCCACUCAAAAGGCCAUAUACUCGGAGACUAUGUUGACAAAAGGAAUGUAACAUAUCAAGGAAUGUAUGUCGUGUUUAUGCUUGUCCAUUAACAAAGUCACUAGUACAUGCUAGUAGUGCAGUAUGGCCGCUAAAACACACCUGAUCGGCGACAAGGAGACCAAUAAUUGGUUCAAAGCGUGCAUAGGACUCAAUGUUACGAAGGAAGGACUCACUAAUUUUCUUUGCGCAGAAUUACAGAAAGUACACACCGUUGUUGGUAGAAGUUGUGGAAACUGCCCAAUUGAAAACCUCAUACAAUGUCCGACAAACCCAUAUUGUAACAAGAGGAAACGGAAUUAUUGUCCUUUUCACAAAUCACAGAAACCGCAGCCAUGCCCAAUAUGUGAUAAUGUAAAACAUAAUAUCAUAUUACAACACAGAUAUGGUGGACCUUCCUGGAGGAACACUCGUGCGGAAAAGUGGGUACUAAAUUAUUGGGAAAUAGGCAAAUGCUACCUCCCUCCGGACGGAUAUAGCAGCAUUUCCUCGGUCCAGGAAUCGGACUUUAAUGGUGUGAUAAGCAUCAUGUUGAAUUGCCUACAUUUCCAUACAUGUCUCUCCCCCUUAUGUUUAUCACCUCCACCGCCUGAUAAGCAAUGUCCUCUAGAACAGGUUCGUCAGAUUGGCCGAGAUGUGCGACACACAUCCGACUGCAAGGUUACAGAUGCUGACUUACAGGACUAUUUCAAGGCACUGUCCACGCUCCUGGCUGACCCACAAUACUUACAACAUGAUCCUUCAGCCAUCAUAGCAUGUACAAGACUUAGUGAUUUGCAGAAUGAUCGUAUGUCGUUUGAAGAACUGGGCAAGCUGUUAAAAGAGGUCAAUGAAACGCUCGAAGAAGCAAAAAAGACCGGCAAACGUUUUUCUGAGAUUGCGGAAAGGACCUUGUCAAAACAUCUGCAGAAAUUGGAUGCUACAAAUCAGUUGGGGCUGAUACGCCUUAAAAAGAAGACAACAGUUGGGGAACAACGCCUUCAUAGCAAGACGAAAUUUGGGGAACAUCGCCUUGAAAGAAAGACACAAUUUGGGGCACAGAGAAUUGAAAGCAGUGUACAGCAUGGCAUUGAGCGCAUGCAACAAGCAGCAAACAAAACUGCACAAGCAGACUACGAACGAGACGUAGCAGAUUCGUCGAGUUCGGUCUCAUCGACACUUCCGGUGUGUAUUGUACUAAAUAGUGCAAAUCCAGCCCAGUGUGCAGAUCCUCCACCACUACUGCCUUGCAUAGAACGCAUUGAAUUGGAAGAUAUUACAUGUUCGUCUACCUGGCUACGCAGUCUGUUCAGCACAUUACUGACACUCGAGCAAAAUGCUGUGUGUAUACUGACGGAGGUCAGUUGUCAAGGUACAUUUAUUGAUUCCGCAGAAUUAUCGUGCUUUAAGAAAACAUUAGCAUACUACAACGGCUAUACUUCUUCUCCAGAGUGCGACGUUCUAUGGGAGGUUCUCCAUGGUCUGAAUAUAAAGAGCCUUAGUCUGGAUACAAGUAUAAUAAAUUGUGCAGGCUCGAUGCCCCAGUCACUUUUAUCGCUCACUCAUCUGGACACGCUUAGUAUUAAAGUGGAUGAUGACAGUCCCGGUCUGUGGGAGGCUCUCCAUGGUCUGAAUAUCAAGAGUCUGAGUCUGAGUGGUCGAUAUGGAUAUUUAAACGUACAUAAUGCAGACUCGAUGUCCCAGUCACUUUUAUCGCUCACUCAUCUGGACACGCUUAGUAUUAAAGCGAAUAAUUACAGUCUCGGUCUGUUGGAGGCUCUCCAUGGUCUGAAUAUCAAGAGUCUGAGUCUGAGUGGUGGGCAUGGAGGUUUGUAUACGCUUAGUAUAAAAGUGGAUGAUGACAGUCCCGGUCUGUGGAAGGCUCUCCAUGGUCUGAAUAUCAAGAGUCUGAGUCUGUGUGGUCAUUAUGGAUAUUUAAACGUACAUAAUGCAGACUCGAUGUCCCAGUCACUUUCAUCGCUGACUCAUCUUGACACGCUUAGUAUUGAAGUGUUUCGUUACUAUCCCGGUCUGUGGAAGGCUCUCCAUGGUCUGAAUAUCAAGAGUCUGAUUCUGAGUGGUCAGUAUGGAUAUUUGAAUGUUAAGCAUGCAGAGACGAUAGCACAGUCACUGUCAUCGCUUAAACAGCUUGAAAAGCUUUCAAUAUUUUUGCGGACAUAUAUCGACAUAAAGCUACCUCAAUCAUUGAAGUAUUUAAAUAUCUACUGCGUGACAUUGCUUCCAUCGGAAUUACACGAACUUGUGGGCACACUGUCUGCAUGUACUCGUACAGUUGAGUGUAAGCUGGAAUUCGGUUGCGCUUCUUUCAACGAUGCACGCGUAAAAUCAAUUCCACCUGAGGAAUACAUUUCAAUCCAACAAGAACUGGGGACUCUGAAUCACGUUGCCGUGAAACGAUUCCAAAUAUUACACCGGAGACGUAAAACCAAUAUUUGUGAGUAUAAUGCCGCAUCUCCUUGGUCCGUACGUGCCAUUUGUGGUGUCCAAGACGAUAAUACGGAUGAUGAUAAUGUUAACGAUGUUGCAUAGGAAAGCUUCGUUCUCGCAAUCGCCGCAUUAAGCAAUGAAAUCAUUAAUCGAAUUGCAAUGCGACUUCUGAUUACUCCAUCCUCAAACUCAUGAAUCGUCGAUAAAUGCGACUGCAACACGUGAUAAUAACGAGAACAAUUGUAUUCAGUAUGUCUCGAACAUUUUAAAUAAGAAUGAUAUAUCUCUCCUGGAUAGCAUACAUAGACAGUAGGCAUUGUCAAACAUUAAUUCAACAAGUUUAAAUAAUCUUAACAUUUUUGUGACGUGUUAUUGGUGUGUAAAUGUUUUAAACUGAAAAUGUUUGAUGAAAUGCAUGCCAAUUUUGUAAAAGUAUUUAAAGUAUACAAACACCAUAAAUUCCAACACGCCAAGCAGUUUCAUUUCAUAGCCAAUACUGAAUAUCAUGUACUGUUUUUUCUGCAAUAUUUAUAUGCGAAGCAAAUUAUAUGUAUGCGUUGUUUCUAGUUCGCGUUAAAGCACAUAUAUAUGUACAUCUUGUGAACAUAUUCCAGAACUGCUUAAAAAAGUUUCUAUAGCCAUGAAUAUUGCAGAAUAUCAAAUACAUUUGAUCCCUUAUUGACUAUAGAAUUCCAAACGCUUGUCGUCUUAGAAUAAAUCAUAUAAUAAUGUGUUAAGUUGCUUCUUGUUGACGGUGCGUGUCAUGUUGAUCUUAAUGUUUGUCAUUACUGAUAGCAGUAACCACAUAUUGUUGUACACACACAUAUAUAUAUAACAUGUGUGUGUUAAUUGUUUAGAUGCAACAAGAAAAAGGUGCAUACCUUUAGUUUUCAUUUAGUUUCAGAUUAUUUUCAGGUACUAAAAUAAAUCUAUAAUAGUAUAUAAUUCUAUAUUGUGUUCUUGACUAGAAUCAUUUUUGUUACGCAUGUCUUAUCUUUAUAAACACAUGUUUUGGCUGUGACUCUGAGCCAAAUAUCAGGUUUGGAUUUCUUACAAACGGACUUGCAUUAUACGGUAUGGACUCCUUACAAACGGGUUUGCAUUAUACGGUAUGGACUCCUUACAAACGGGUUUGCAUUAUACGGUUUGGAUUUCUUACAAACGGAUUUGCAUUAUACGGUUUAGAUUCCUUACAAACGGGUGUGCAUUAUACGGUUUGGACUCCUUACAACCGGGUGUGCAUUCAGCGUUCAGAGGCGGUGAUCCCAAAUAUAUUCAUGUGUGUUUAUGCUGUGUUUUUGUGUAUCCGUACACGUGUGUUUUGUCUAUAAAUUUGAAAUAAAGCAGAUAUUAAGUUUGAACUGAAAAAAAAAUAAUUGUGAUGUGGUCUUGUGCUGUGUGUAGAAGUCGGAAUACACGUAGGAAGUUCAAACUCUCGCCUUAUUCCAGUUACCCAUAUCGCAUUCGUUAUUGGUGACUUCCGAUGCAAUGCCAACGUUGUUUAUUCCGUGGUAAAAACGAACAGCCUACACACGAGAAAUUCUGUUUAUGAAUGUAAAAGUUUAUUUGUUUAUAAUAUUUUCUGGAUAUAUAUGAUAUCAUUAUUAAGUUUGUUUGUAUAUAACACUUGUUUAAAGAUGUUAACCAUAUAUCAACUACAAUGAAACGAUUUACGUUGGCUUAAGCGCAUACGAUAACACGCAUUCAAUAUAGAUAAAGAUUGAGCACCCAUAUAUAUGAAAAAAACAUUAACAUGUUGUCAAACAUUGUAGGAAACUUAAACGUGUGAGAGUUUUAUAAAUCUGGGUUUUAUUUAAAGAACGAAAAUUCAUACAUUAAUAACUAGUCUGUUAAUUAAAAAAAAUGCGUGUGUGGUUUUACAACAAAUGAAUACAAACGAAAAUUAUUUGUUAAAAUUAGUCUGAAUAAUCAUUUUAUCGUUAUUUUCACGGCGCUUGGUUAUUUCUUUUUAUGUUUGUGUGUUGCCUUUUUGUCGUAAAGGAUCAUAUGUAAUUAAUAUAGGUUUCUGUAUUUUGUAUUAAUAACACCGUUGUGCACAUCUAAAACAUGUGUACCUCAACGAAUUAAGUAUUAUCUUCACAAUCAAAACAUCUGUGCCUUACUCAAAUACCGGAAAUUUAUGAAUGAGCUAUCUUCAUAUCUUAAUUUUAAAUUGUUUUUAAAGAUGUGUGUGCAUACAAUAUACAUUAAAUACAUAAUAUUACUUUCGAAAAGUGAAAUAUCACAUACAACGAAAAAAGUUGCACUUGUUUAAACCAUAUUUCUUUAGAGAAGUAAACGAUGCAGACGAUGUCAAACACAACUUUAUUACAGUCAACAAAUAAAGUAGCAAUAAACACAGUAUAAACCCAUAUAUAAUAUGAAAAGAAACAGCAAGUGCAGAAGUUACAAACCUUUUUAUACUUGAAAGUUAAUAUAUACAUCGCACUCUACUGCAAUUGGUGUUUGUUUAAUUUAGAUUCUUUGCAGAAUAAUGAAAACAGUGUAAGUAGUUUUCGCAUGUUUAUUUACAGAAGUAAAAUAUGCAGAGGAUACAAAACAGUAGAAAAACGCAUGCUAUAUGAAAAGUACGGACACAAUCAAACGCAAAGAAAUCAUCCAGCGCCGUUAAAUUUAAAUAAAUAAAAGAUUUAACUAAUUGUAUGUGUGUUUUUUUAAUGUGGACUUUUGCACAACAAAUAUUAUAAUAAUUUAAUCACAGUGUAAGAUACUUGUCAUUCAUUUUCUAAUUUCGCUUCUUUUAUCUCCGACUUCUUGUGAUAUUGCUGAUAUUUUAACACAGAUCACGGUCGCCAUAUGGGACUUGUUCUGGGAAAACUGGGCUUAACGCAUCUGCGUAGUGUCGUCACAGAUAAGCUAAUCAGGGAGACACUUUACGCAUAAAGUGUAUUUUAGGUUAGAAGAGACUUCGUUUUAACAAACAUUCCAUAAAAGAGAAAAACGCUGUCCCUGAUUAGACCGUGCGGACUGAACAGACCAAGCUGUGAUACACUUAAUGCUCAUGCAUUUAGCCUAGUUUUCCCAGAACGAAAUUCGUAUAUGACGAGUCGUGUAGAACAGUGGUGGUAUUAAAAUGACUAAUUAAUUCGACCAUAGGUGGCCAGACUCAAAUAAUGAUGAUUCUAUUAAAAAUAGUUAUUAUAUAUGAUUACGGUUGAAUGAAAAUCGAUAUUGACCGAAAACAAA